Molecule: messenger RNA, 1950 nt
Organism: Seriola dumerili (greater amberjack)
Lineage: Eukaryota; Metazoa; Chordata; Actinopteri; Carangiformes; Carangidae
Gene: tspan18b
Product: tetraspanin-18-like
Exons: 9
Coding region: 333-1109 (258 amino acids)
Cellular component (GO): membrane
Source: RefSeq, a predicted model, not a curated record
AUACCAGUCUGUCCUCAACACUGCGCGCCUGUCCAAACUGGGAUCGCAGAUCUCGGAGCGGUGGAUUUUAUUAGUCGGACGCUGUAGGGCACAAUUCACCUCCGUGGACGCCCUCCCUUGCAUGUUUUGUUUUAUUUUAAUACUUCCACCCAACAGUCCCAGGUCUCUCAAACAGGCUGUUCAGUGACAUUUUCGCAGGGAAGCAGCUCGCAGCCACAGCCAGAGGUUUCUGCACCGAGCUGCGUUACGAGCCCAUGAAAACGGGAGGGGAGAGAAAACCGAGAGAAGUCAUCAGCUUCAUCUGAACAAAGACGAGGCACAAACAGAUACACAUGGGGCAGGGAGAAGCUUCAGCACGAGGGACAACCAUGGAGGGGGACUGUCUCAGCUGCAUCAAGUACCUCAUGUUUGUCUUCAAUUUCCUCAUCUUUCUAGGGGGCUCUUUCCUCCUGGGAGUGGGGGUGUGGGUACUUGUGGACCCCACAGGGUUCAGGGAAAUUGUAGCAGCCAACCCCCUGUUAUUCACCGGUGUCUACAUCAUCCUGGGCAUGGGCGGCAUGCUCUUUCUUCUGGGUUUCCUUGGCUGCUGUGGAGCCAUCCGUGAAAACAAGUGUCUGCUCCUCUUUUUCUUCAUGCUCAUCCUCCUCAUCUUCUUAGCGGAGCUAGCUGCUGCCAUCCUGGCCUUCAUAUUCCGGGAACAUCUGACCAGAGAGUACUUCACCAAGGAGCUGAAGAGACAUUAUCAGGGCUACAACAACACUGACGUCUUCACCUCCACAUGGAAUGCCAUCAUGACUACAUUUGACUGCUGUGGGGUGAACAGCCCAGAGGAUUUUAAGGACAGCCUGUUCAAGCUGAUCAACCCAAAUCAUAUGGUGCCAGAAGCCUGCUGCCAGCGUGCCAGUCAGACUGGGGAGUUGGCCUAUAUCAGCCAGGAGCAGUGCCUAUCAGGCAGUAUGAUGUUCCGCAAUAACAAGGGCUGUUACUCUGCAGUAGUUGACUACUUUGAGCUGUACAUCUAUGUGGCUGGAGCACUCGCCAUUGUGGUGCUGACCAUUGAGCUCUUCGCCAUGGUCUUCGCAAUGUGUCUCUUCAGGGGAAUCCAGUAGAGCUGCUCCAUGUGUGAACUUCUUUUUUAAAAAAGGGAUUUCAGGAGAUAAGACUAAAACAGACACUUGUAAAUUUGUUGAUCUUUUUUUCUAUUGGCUAAUAGGUAGAAAAACAAACUCUUGUACUUCACAGCUGGACUUUUGAGGUACUGGGUGGCAAAAAAAACACACACACACACACACACACACACACAUACACAGACACACAAACCGUAGAGAAAAUGGGAGAUCAGAGACCAAACUGAUGUAAAAAGAGCUGUGUGUAAAGUGGAAACAGUAAUUUGUGGACCAGGUCUAGCACAGACUGGGUGUAAAGUGGACCGGGCAUGAGGACCAGGUGAAGCCUGAGCAGAAGGCACUGCACUGACUUUUGGAUGAAGAAUAUUUAUAUUAAGUAAAGUUGGCUUAACUGUAAAAAAUGUGUUUUAUGUACACUUUGGCUGUUACCCUUUUCCCCUUACUUACUGUAUACUGUAACACACUCCCUCCCUCCCUCCACAUGCCUUUUUUACAGCCACUCUUCUUUAAUGCUGUAUUAUAUAAGCUCUGUGUGCGUGUGUGCGUGUGUGUGUGUAUGCGUGUGUGUGUGUACGCGCGUGCGUGUGUGUGUAGAUACUGAAUGCUCUUUCUGAAUGUGUUUCAACUAGUUUGUGAGCAUGUGAGCUUGUGGUUCUUCAUGACCCCUCCCAAGCUUGAAAGCCGACUUCUGAUACUUUUUCUAAUCGUAUGGUGAUGUUUAUUGCAGUAGUGGUCAUAUGUGGUUUUAGGUGGUGAAAUGUAUGUUUAUGCAUUUGUAUUAGAUUCUUGAAAAGUCAAUGACAUAAAUGGCAUUCUAAAUGAC